Messenger RNA from Cladophialophora yegresii CBS 114405, 1620 nucleotides. RefSeq lists its product as uncharacterized. Gene Ontology annotation, biological process: carbohydrate transport; transmembrane transport. The transcript has 5 exons. Gene Ontology annotation, cellular component: membrane. Gene Ontology annotation, molecular function: carbohydrate:proton symporter activity. The coding region runs from base 1 to 1620 and encodes 539 amino acids. The record is from RefSeq and is a predicted model, not a curated record. Lineage: Eukaryota; Fungi; Ascomycota; Eurotiomycetes; Chaetothyriales; Herpotrichiellaceae.
AUGGCGAGAGGAGACGCGGGCUAUCGCUUCUUCAAGCGGAUCGUCCACAAUGAGGCCAUGGCGCAGGACCCCCCCGAGAUCUAUGGCUGGAGGGCACUUUUCCUUGCAAUGAGUUCCGGCUUUGGUGCUAUGCUGUUCGGGAUGGACAGCUCCAUCAUCUCUGGAGUUGUCGUCUUACCCGCCUUCCUCGCUCGUUUCGGCUUAGACGGUGCUGGGAGCAAGGCCGCGCUCGCCAACCUACAAGCCAACAUUGUCUCAACGCUCCAAGCAGGUUGUUUCGCCGGCGCCAUCAUUGCCGGUUUUAUGGCCGACCGGAUCGGGCGCAGAAGAUCAUUACUUGUUGCAGGCACCGUUGUUCUGGUCGGUGUACUCCUCCAGUUCAAUGCGUGGGGACACUUGGCAGCGCUGUACGUCGGCAGGUUCAUCGCAGGCCUCGGGGUUGGAGUCUGCUCUGUUGUUACACCAUUAUACACUUCCGAGAACGUCCCCAGAGCCAUUCGCGGUCUUCUCACUGGUACCUAUCAGUUCUUCAUCGUCCUUGGGGGCAUGUUGGCGUAUUGGAUCAAUUACGGUUCAAGCUUGCAUCUGCCUGGGGAUAGCUCCUGGGUCGUACCACUGGCUGUGCAGGGUAUUCCUGCUGUUCUCCUGCUGGUGUGUAUGUUCUUGUGCAACGAGUCCCCCCGAUGGUUGGCGAAGCAGGACCGAUGGGAAGAAGCAAAGGCCAUCCUGGCCAAAGUCCGCAUGCUGCCCGCUACUCACGACUACGUCGAGGCCGAAUUCGGCGAGAUGGUGACUCAGCUUGAGAACGAACGCGCCCUGAUGCGCGGGGCCGGCUUCAAAGACCUCAUGAGGGAGAUGUGGUUGAUACCUGGAAACCGUCGACGGGCCAUCUUGGUCGUCGUGUUGAUGAUCUGUCAACAGAUGACUGGAACGAACGCCAUCAACAAUUACGCACCGCUCAUAUUCCAGAACAUCGGCGUCCAGGGCCACAAUACCGGGCUGUUCGCUACGGGCAUCUACGGCAUCGUCAAGUGCAUCAGUUGUGCAAUCUUCCUUCUAUUCUUGGCAGACACCCUGGGACGACGCAAAUCGCUCCUCUGGACCGCCAUUGGUCAAGGCUGUUGCAUGCUCUUCAUCGGGCUAUAUAUCAGAAUCUCUCCGCCCAUCAAAGGCGAGCCCGUUCCCGCCGUGGGUUACGUUGCCCUGGUUUGCAUCUUCUUGUUUGCAGCGUUUUUCCAGUUCGGAUGGGGACCAGUCUGCUGGAUCUAUGCCUCCGAGAUUCCCACUGCUCGACUCCGAGCUUUGACUGUCGCUCUGGCCGCCGCGACUCAAUGGCUUUUCAACUUUGUUGUCGCACGUUCGGUACCGGUAAUGCUGGUCACCGUUGGUGCAAAUGGUUACGGCACUUACCUCAUCUUUUGCUCGUUCGCUUUCACCAUGUUUGUCUUUACCUGGUUCUUCAUCCCUGAGACCAAGGGACUGUCACUCGAGUCAAUGGAUGCGUUGUUCGGUGUCGCGCCUCAUGACGAGGUCGCUUUGGAACGGGGUCAACUCGGUUCGGUGAAGCCAAUACGGGAAAGUUUGGAAAAGGACGUUCAAGUCGAGCAAGUCGAAAAGUGA